This is a messenger RNA of Punica granatum (pomegranate), 2318 nucleotides long. The record is from RefSeq and is a predicted model, not a curated record. NCBI's taxonomy places the organism in Eukaryota, Viridiplantae, Streptophyta, Magnoliopsida, Myrtales, Lythraceae.
ACCUGUGGGUUAUGGGCCCACCACGCUUCCGCUGCGCCACUCUGAUCUUGCUGUUAAAGUUUUCUUAAGAUAUAUAUUUAAAGCAGCUUUCGCUUCGCCAUGUAAAGUUUGAACUUUUGAUGCUGCUUCUGCAAGGAACAACAGCUCAUCUUUUCCUCACUUCAAUUCAACGCUUACAUUCCCACCAACAGCUUUUUACUCUUCGACAUUGAAGGGGUUAUCAGUUUCAUCAGCAUUUGGAAGCACGGGACAUGGGAAGAACUAGAGGCAAGAACCUCCUAUUGAUCAUUUCUGCGAUUCUGUUCCUGUCCCGAGAACUGGCUUUCCCUCCAGUUCUCGCCGACCUGGAUGAAGACAAGCGUGCCCUGCUCGACUUCCUUUUGGGAACGCGUCACGCCCGUGCCCUUAACUGGAGACAGGACACUCCCGUCUGCGAGGCUUGGACCGGGGUGACCUGCUCAGAUGACCGGUCUCGGGUAGUAUCUCUACGACUUCCUGGAAGAGGACUCCGUGGACCAAUCCCGCCCAACACACUCACCCGCCUCUUCAGCAUUCAGGUCCUGAGCCUCCGGUUUAAUUUCUUGUCGGGCCCGCUGCCCUCAGACUUCUCUGUCUGGGAGAACCUCACGGUUCUCGAUCUAUCCAAUAAUGGAUUCAGUGGGAGCAUUCCCGAUUCUAUUUCGAAGUUGACUCAUAUCGCGGCUCUGAAUCUAGCCAACAACUCACUCUCAGGUGAGAUUCCUGAUCUCAACCUGCCUAACUUGAAGUGGAUAAGUUUAGCCAACAAUAAGCUCAAUGGAACCAUGCCAAAGUCGCUCCAGAGGUUCCCGAGCUGGGCAUUUCUGGGAAACAAUCUGGCAUUGGAGGCAUCAGAUUCUGACCAUCGCAUAAAGAUCGAAAAACUUGGUGAACCGGCACUGUUAGGGAUUGCUCUGGGUGCUUGUGCGGUUGGAUUUGCUGUAACCUCCCUCUUGGUGAUUACUUGUUGCUCAAGCAACGGGGUUGACUAUGAAACCUCAUUGGAUUCAAAGGGAGGCUCUUCUGGGAAGAAGCCGAUUAAGCAGAAUCCAACAAGGGAUGACAAGAUCAUGUCUUUUGCCGGUUUCAGUUAUUCCUUGCGGUUCAAGCACCUGCUGAAGCUGCCGGCCGAGGUGCUCGGGAAAGGCACAUUUGGACAUACAUAUAAGGCAGUUCUCAAGGACGGGAAUGAGGUAGCGAUUAAGUGGGUGGCGGAACUCAGUGUCGCUGCAGCCAAGUUCGAGCUGCUCAUGGAGACAGUUGGAACGCUCCGUCAUGAGAAUAUUGCCCCCUUGAGGGCUUACUACUGCUCCAGGGAUGAGAAGAUGUUAGUUUAUGAUUAUUUCAGCGAAGGAAGCGUAUCUUCAAUUCUACACGGCAAAAUAGCAGGUCGACAAAGCCGGCUGAGUUGGGAACGCCGAGUAAAGAUAGCAGUUGGUGCAGCCAGAGGUUUAGCAUAUAUCCACGCACACAAUGGCAAAAGACUGGUGCACGGUAACCUGAAGGCUUCUAACAUCUUCUUAAACACCCAAGGAUUCGGGUGUGUUUCAGACAUAGGGCUUACAACAUUGAUGAACCCGAUGAUGCCAGCAUCACUGCGAGCAGCGGGGUAUCGAGCUCCUGAAAUGUUAGAUGCUCAAAAUGCAUGCCAGGAAUCGGAUGUGUACAGCUUCGGGGUUCUUCUGCUGGAGCUUCUGACUGGAAAGUCGCCGACACACGCCGCAAAGGUCCACCUGGUUAGAUGGGUGCAGUCGGUGGUUCGAGAGGAGUGGAGUGCGGAGGUCUUCGAUCUGGAGCUUCUGAGGUGCCCUAACAUAGAGGACGAAAUGAUAGGGAUGCUCAAGAUAGGGUUGGCUUGUGUUGCUACCACACCAGAGGAGAGACCGAAAAUGGCAGAAGUCCUUGAAAUGGUGGAGACCGUUUAUCAAGCGAAAAGUAAAGAUCAGCCGUCUGUCGAUCAGAAAAGUCCAUUUCAUUUCCCGCAGGCAUAAAAACUGAAAGCAUAUUCUCUACCGUUAGUUUUAAAAUCCUCGAGCAAAGUUCUCCCUUGCUCGACAAUGAUCUAAUCUCAUUCCCCGUGGCUGAUUGUAUCGAUAAAGUAACAUGAUUCCCAUUCUCCUUUACUUACAAAAGUUCUAUAACUUUCGCUCAACAUUCCAAACAACAAAGGAAGAAUCAGCUGCUCAGAAACAAUUUACAUCGAUUAUGUAAAUCAAAUUAUCACGAAAUGUAUUUCGUGGAACAGUUGGUCGACAAUACUAAGAAAAUCUACCUCUCACACCUUUAAAUACACUCUCCCC